CAACUUAGCACAUCCAUAUACACGCGUGUAUAGCUACAUACUUCUGUGCCGCUGGCUGCCCACUCCAAUUGGCCAAACGGACCCAUCUCGCUCGAUCUUUCCGCAACGUCCGGCUCUCUGCUUUUGCCUAUACCGAGCUUGCUUGCUUCUCUCUGUUGUCACCUGUCCCUGCAAUCCCAACCAGUGUCGCAGAUCACAAUGGCCAACUUCACAGAAGCCCUCCCGCCCCUCCCUGCCUACACCUUGGCGCCCCGUCAGCCCCUCGUCCCUCCCAUCCCGGACAACAUCAUGAUCCUCAUCCUCCCCGUCGUCGCGUACUGGGUCGUCUCCAUGGCCUUCCACUGGAUAGAUGUCAACGACUACUUUUCCCAGUACCGCCUCCACACCCCUGAAGAGCUCCUUAAGCGGAACCAUGUCUCCAGGAGCGAGGUUGUCCGCGACGUCAUCGUCCAGCAGAUCAUCCAGACCGCCGUCGGCCUCGGAAUGGCAUACAUUGAUGAACCCGAAUACACCGGCAUGGAGGACUACCAGGUUGCUGUCUGGGCCCGUCGCGUGAGGAUUGCACAGAGAGCCAUGCCACGGCUCCUCGUGCUCGUCGGCCUGGAUCCCACCGGUUUGGCCGGCAAGCUCUCUCACUAUCCAACCCUUGCGGCUGUUGUUUCUGGCGGUACAUACCCAUUUCUCACCCAGGAGAUCGCCUCUGGGACCGGUGAGGCCAUCGUGGCGCCGGCCUUUGCGCGUUGGGAGCUCUCGCUCGCUAGCAUGAUCUAUUGGUACCUGAUCCCGGCCUUUCAAUUCCUCUUUGCUGUCUUCUUCGUAGAUACCUGGCAGUAUUUCCUGCAUCGUGCCAUGCACCUGAAUAAGUGGCUCUACACAACCUUCCAUUCACGGCACCAUCGACUCUACGUGCCCUAUGCUUUCGGUGCUCUGUACAACCAUCCAGUCGAAGGCUUCCUACUUGACACUGCUGGAACUGGACUUGCAUUCCUCAUUUCCCGCAUGAGUUCCCGCCAAGCGAUGUGGUUCUUUACCUGCUCCACCAUCAAAACAAUCGACGAUCACUGCGGAUAUGCUUUCCCAUUUGAUCCCCUGCAGAAAGUUACCUCCAACAACGCCGCAUACCACGACAUCCACCAUCAAAGCUGGGGCAUCAAAACCAACUUUUCUCAGCCUUUCUUCACCUUCUGGGAUCGCCUCUUGAAUACCAGAUGGCAUGGUGAUGUGACUCUCCGGUAUGAACGCUCACGCCUGGCUGCUCAGCGCAUGGUAGAAGCAGAGAAAGCCCAGGAAGGCACUACCAAACCUGGAGUCAAACUCCCGCCAAAAGAAGAGGAGGAGAGCAACUCACGCAGUUUGCUUGCGAAAACUGUCUGCAAAAAGACCACCUCAUUCUCCUCCCAAACGGAACCAUACAAGGGUGCCUCCCACCGGAUCAACAGUAGCAUCCGACAAAAAUAAAUGCUCUGCACCACUGGACAGUGUUGCUCGCUUCGAUUCUAUCGACCCCGGGUAUCUGCUUUAACGACGUUUAUGACGUUCCCACUCAGUCAAGAAUUACUUAUUCCGGAUUAUAGAGUGGCUUUGUUGGACUAGCGUCGCCCCUUUAAUCUUUGAAGCGGCGUGCUCUAUCUUGGUAUUGACAGCGUUUAUCCAAAGCUGCUCUCAACCUAUACCUCUCCGCUUUCCAUUUUUCUUGAUUUCCUUCUUAUGAAGUCUGUGUUAUGACCUCCUCUAAUAAUAAAUAGCCUGGUCUUCCUUGUUUCCUUCUUUAUUUUCUCUUGUAAUCGAUCUCUUUCAUCCUGUUGCACUUUACAUUUUCAUCCCUUCUUGGCCAGACCAUCCACCACCACUUUAUGUAUAUUCUUGUCCGCAUUCCAACCUGAAUUCUGUCUUGUGUAUUUUUAUACAUCGGUGUUGAUCGCUACCUAAAACUUAAUAAUGAACGGUUUAUUUUUUUAUUUUCUUUUU
This is a messenger RNA of Coccidioides immitis RS, 1968 nucleotides long. RefSeq names its product C4-hydroxylase. The coding region runs from base 199 to 1458 and encodes 419 amino acids. The record is from RefSeq and is a predicted model, not a curated record. Gene Ontology annotation, biological process: lipid biosynthetic process. The transcript is spliced from 3 exons. Gene Ontology annotation, molecular function: iron ion binding; oxidoreductase activity. NCBI's taxonomy places the organism in Eukaryota, Fungi, Ascomycota, Eurotiomycetes, Onygenales, Onygenaceae.